Molecule: messenger RNA, 652 nt
Organism: Phytophthora nicotianae INRA-310
Lineage: Eukaryota; Oomycota; Peronosporomycetes; Peronosporales; Peronosporaceae
Exons: 1
Coding region: 1-480 (159 amino acids)
Source: RefSeq, a predicted model, not a curated record
AUGCGGUUGUUGCUAUGGGUCCUCUUGGCGACCUUAAUCACCUUCAUCUCAAGCUCACACGCUGUCUCCGCCGUUGCUGACUCGGAUGAGCCCAAGGUUACGCAGCUGACGAUGAAGGAUAUCGACAUCGUGACCCGUCUACUUUUCGUUGAGGACGGUGAUGCCGCCAAGCGAUUCUUGCGAGGCAAUGCAAAGCAAGAUUUGACGACAGCUAACAACGAUUUGGAUGCCAACGAUGAGGAGAGAGGGCUCAUCCCGUCCACGCUUACAAACCUGAUCACAAAGGCGAAGAACGGCUGGGCCAAGUGGAAGGCGAAUGCGUUGGAGAAGGCUUUCCAGCAUAUGAUGAAGCUUGGAGAAACCCCCACUUCAUUAGCAAAGCGUCUCGAGAUUGGAGGGGCCGCCGAACUGAGGUACGAGAAGCUCUACGAGAAAUACACAGCCUGGUGGAUCAACUACCACACUGUUGCUGGAACCUAAGACGUACAUGUAGUACACGCCUCAAGUGUACAACGGAAGGUAUACACCAACAUUGAAGGCUGUCAUUUAAUGACCAGUUCAUGCGCGUUUUGAAGAUGUUACAGCUUCUAUCUUUUCGCGAGAAAACAGGCAAUUUGAGUUCAACAGACAGCAAUUAGAUAGGCAAGUGUCA